This is a messenger RNA of Girardinichthys multiradiatus, 942 nucleotides long. It is a transcript of the gene mrps18b, whose product is annotated as mitochondrial ribosomal protein S18B. Bases 145 to 882 code for a protein of 245 amino acids. The transcript has 7 exons. Gene Ontology annotation, biological process: mitochondrial translation. Gene Ontology annotation, molecular function: structural constituent of ribosome. The record is from RefSeq and is a predicted model, not a curated record. Gene Ontology annotation, cellular component: mitochondrion; ribosome. Lineage: Eukaryota; Metazoa; Chordata; Actinopteri; Cyprinodontiformes; Goodeidae.
AUGAAUUUUCACAGCCACCGAUAAUAUCAUGAUUUAGGUGAUCAGGUAAUACCGAUAAUUAAUAUACAUACUUUUUAAUUUAACGUUUAGGUAAUUAUCCAUUUGGUACGACCUUUAACCUUUCAACUUAAACCCAAAGACAAAAUGGCCGCUUACGUGUCGAACAUGUACAGGAUAUUUUCUCGUGAAUUGACUUCAGUUUCAUUCCAGUUUCGUCAAUAUCGGUCCUGCCUGCAGAGGCUAGCGGUGAAGCCGGUCCACCCGCCUGCACUGUUUUCACACCAGCUGGGGAGCUCAGCAGCAUCCCGGCAGAAGGAGGCAGACGUUCAGGUGUCACAGACUUUGGAUCGGUACAAACAAAGACCCUGGGAUUACCUGGAGAGCGAAGAGUAUGUUGAGCGGUAUGGAAGCAGUGCGGUGUGGGCAGGCUACAGGAGGAACCAUAAAGGAGGCAUCCCACCCCAGACGACACGCAAGACUUGCAUUAGAGGAGAUAAGAUAUGUGGGAACCCCUGUCCAGUCUGUAGAGAUCCUAACAUCAUCAUUCACCAUCAGAAUGUGAAGUUACUCCAGCAGUUCAUCAGUCCCCAUACUGGAAUGGUGUACGAUCCCACUCUAACUGGUGUGUGUAUGAAACAACAAAAAAAGCUUAAUGAAGCCAUCGACAAAGCAAGAGACGAUGGUUUACUUCCUUUUCAGAUUCCAUAUGUGGAAUUUUCAGGAGAGGACUAUUCUAACAGUCAUGAUGCUGUUGGGCUCACAUCACCUCCACUGUUCCUAAACUCCAGUGCAAACUGGUAUACCUGGUACGGAGAAAUAACGCCUGAUGAUACAACACUGAAUCAAGUCAAGAAGACAUACAAGGCUUAUUUAAAACGCUAGUAUCAUGAAAGAAUCUCUGUACACAUAACUAAACUAAAUAAAACAAAAAUGCAAUUGAAA